AUGGGGGCUUCUCUAGCUGUUGUCACCGAUGAGGCAGAAGAUGAGUUCGUUUGUAACCUAAUAAAAUCAAAACAAUCACAUGCAUGGCUUGGAGCGUCAGACGAAGAUCUGGAAGGCUCUUGGCUCUGGGUAACUGGAACGGAGUGGAACUUUACGCUCUGGAUGGAGUCAAACCAAAUUUUCGAACAAAAUGACUGUCUUCUCCGAUCACAGUACGGAUGGGAGGACCAUGAUUGUACUGAUAUAGCUGCGUACGUGUGCGAGUAA
Messenger RNA from Mya arenaria, 267 nucleotides. Its product is annotated as hepatic lectin-like. The record is from RefSeq and is a predicted model, not a curated record. NCBI's taxonomy places the organism in Eukaryota, Metazoa, Mollusca, Bivalvia, Myida, Myidae. The transcript has a single exon. Bases 1 to 267 code for a protein of 88 amino acids.